This is a messenger RNA of Anastrepha obliqua, 1286 nucleotides long. It is a transcript of the gene Naa60, whose product is annotated as N-alpha-acetyltransferase 60. The record is from RefSeq and is a predicted model, not a curated record. The transcript is spliced from 6 exons. Gene Ontology annotation, biological process: N-terminal peptidyl-methionine acetylation. Bases 329 to 1117 code for a protein of 262 amino acids. Gene Ontology annotation, molecular function: histone acetyltransferase activity; protein-N-terminal amino-acid acetyltransferase activity. Lineage: Eukaryota; Metazoa; Arthropoda; Insecta; Diptera; Tephritidae. Gene Ontology annotation, cellular component: Golgi membrane.
UCUUGAAUAAAUGCAUUUUAAUUGAUUAAUUAACAGUUUGAUUCAUUUAUUUCGCUUCUCAAAAGUUUAUUGUAAUUUAUGAAAGCAAACCAAUUGAAUGUGCACCACACAAAAAAUACGAUUCUAUUUUGUCAUAAGUCAACUAACUAACUACUAAAGACAGGCAAAUGUCAUGUACAUAUGGAUGUAUGUCUUCCGAAUAAAACCGCAAUUGUGUACCAGCAGCGGCGCGAAAAUUAGUUUGCAUGGCUCUGAGAUAUAGUGUCAGGCAUAUUGCUGCUUCGUGAAUUGUUGAAUUAGCGCUCAAAUCAAAUUGAAUCAAAAUUAAAUGUUUAAAUACAUAUUUACAUUGGUUUGCUUACAUAUGUACAAUAAACACAACCUGCCUCAGUCAAGUGUCAGUCGUGCUGACAUCGAGCAUCAUGUUCCGCUUUGUUCUAUCACUGAUGUUCAGUUGAGGUUCCUUGUUCCAGACGACUUAACUGAGGUGAGAACAUUGUGCCAAGAUUGGUUUCCCAUUGAUUAUCCACUGUCAUGGUACGAAGAUAUUACUUCGAGUUCGCGGUUUUUCGCACUUGCAGCUGUUUACAAUCUGACGAUUAUUGGAUUAAUAGUAGCUGAAAUUAAACCAUACAAAAAUCUAAACAAAGAGGAUAAAGGGAUUCUACCCGAUUCGAUGGGUCGUAAUGCUGAUAUCGGGUAUAUACUAUCAUUAGGGGUGCAUCGGAAGCAUCGUCGGAACGGAAUUGGCUCAUUAUUAUUGGACUCGUUGUUGAAUCACUUGACGACCGCCGAACGACAUUCGGUGAAAGCAAUUUUUCUACACGUGCUAACCACAAACCAACCUGCCAUACUAUUUUAUGAAAAACGAAGAUUUCACCUGCAUUCUUUCCUUCCAUACUAUUACAAUAUACGAGGGAAAGGGAAAGAUGGUUUUACUUAUGUCACUUACAUCAAUGGAGGUCAUCAGCCAUGGACAUUAUUAGACCAUUUCAAGCAUUACGCAUCGAAGCUUCGGCACGCUGGUGUAGUUUUCACAUGGAUUUCGGCGCGCUUGAGGCAAGUUGUGCGUUGGAUUUGCCAUAAAACAGUGUCACGUUUUAAUUUUGCACAUUAAGUACAUCAACGUUUUUCCCAGUAAGCCCACUGUUGCACCGCGUUGUAUAUACGAGGAAAAGAUGAAAAUCCAAAUCUGUAGAUAAAUAAGAACAUGUAGUAUGGUGCUAGAGAAAUAGCAAAUAGGAGAAGAGUAACAUAUGUCUUUAGUUAUUCAAUAUUAAUGAUAU